Messenger RNA from Penicillium robsamsonii, 1677 nucleotides. Its product is annotated as MDR family MFS transporter. The record is from RefSeq and is a predicted model, not a curated record. Gene Ontology annotation, molecular function: transmembrane transporter activity. Bases 1 to 1677 code for a protein of 558 amino acids. Lineage: Eukaryota; Fungi; Ascomycota; Eurotiomycetes; Eurotiales; Aspergillaceae. The transcript is spliced from 3 exons. Gene Ontology annotation, biological process: transmembrane transport.
AUGGUUGGUGGCGCACGAACAGCUGAGGCUACUGGCAGCAUGGAAGAGAAGAAGGAUAUUUUGGCGGAUACCAGCGACAGUGAUCAUACUGGAUCAUCGUCGGAGCGGGCCGACCCCGAGGCGGAGUAUCCACGGGGCUUGAAACUAGUCCUGCUUGCUGGCGCGUCAGUUAUGGGCGUCUUCCUAAUAUCUCUGGAUCAAACAAUUGUUGGAACCGCGGUUCCCAAGAUUACGGACGAGUUUCACGGACUUUACGAUGUAUCUUGGUAUUCUGCCGCGUACUUCAUGACCUUCGGUGGUCUCGAGGCUACGUGGGGAAAGGCCUUCAAGUACUUCGACUUGAAGUACACCUUCAUCGUUUCAAUGGCGAUAUUCGAGGUUGGCAGUCUGAUCUGCGGUGUUGCACCAACUUCGAAGGCCUUGAUCGUCGGUCGAGCCAUUGCCGGUUGGGGUGGUGCUGGAAUUUCAGUGGGAGGCACUAGCAUUGUUGCUUUCAGUACCCCACCGAGAACACGGCCGAUCAUGAUGGGUAUCAUUGGACUCACCUAUGGCCUUGCUGCUGUUCUUGGACCUCUGAUUGGUGGUGCCUUCACAGAGAGUGUCACUUGGCGGUGGUGUUUCUACAUCAACCUACCGGUUGGCGGCCUCGCUGCUGCGCUAGUACUUCUCUUUUUCCAUCUCCCGGCCGCUGCCAAACCCCCAAAGGUGAGCCUGAAGGAGAAGCUGCUGCAACUGGAUCCAUUCGGCGUGGCACUGGCCAUGGCUGCAAUUAUCUGCUUUCUCCUAGCCCUUCAGUAUGGCGGCAACACUUUGCCCUGGAAAAGCGGCAAGGUUAUUGGAUUACUAGUCGGUUUUGGUCUCCUCACAAUUGCCCUGAUUGCGUGGGAGAUCUAUCUAGACGAGUAUGCGAUGCUACAACCACGGUUAUUCAAGCAACGGUCAUUGUGGAGUGUCGCCCCGUAUCAAUUCUUCUUUAUGGGUACCCUUAUUCUGCUGCUUUACCAGCUGCCCAUCUACUUCCAAAGUGUCAAAGGUGCCAGUCCAAUCGAAUCCGGUGUCGACAAUCUUCCCAUGGUUCUCGCAGUGGGCAUAUUCUGCGUUAUUGGAGGUAUCGUGGUCUCCAAAACCGGCCAUGCCGCUCCGACCAUGUUGGCUGGCUCAGGAAUCGCCACGGUAGCAAUUGGUCUGCUCUGCACUCUAGAUAUCGACACUUCUGUUGGAAAGUGGAUUGGCUUCCAAAUUUUGGCCGGAUCUGCGAUCGCCUUCUCCGUCCAGAACGGCCUAAACAUUGCCCAAGCCAAUGUGGGCGCGGGAGAUAUCUCAGCCGUGACAGCCAACCUUUACUUCUUCCAGACAGUCGGAGGUGCAUUCACCACCGCGUCAGGGCAGGCCGCCUUCAUCAACCAACUGUUGGCCCAUUUGCCCAUCAGCGCCCCUCAAGUGGACCCGGAGCUAGUGAGUUCAACAGGUGCUGCGCAGCUCCGAGAGGUAUUUGGUCCGGAUGAUCUUCCUGGAAUUCUUGUGGCAUAUAUGCAAGGACUCAAGUCUGCCUUUGCGGUUGCAACUGCUCUGGCCGGUUGUGCGUUUUUGUCCACGUUUAUCAUUCCUUGGAGCAAACUGCCGACACAUUCACCCGAAAAGGGAGAUGAAGAGAUGCCUCCGAUGAUCAUGGGUUGA